AUGAAAGCAGAGAUGGAAGUUCAAGCACGGGUGGGUAUUCCCAACCAGUGUUCACAAGUACGCACCAAUACACAGGAUAAAGAUAAGCUACAACCGGCAUGCAUAGAGUUUUCGCGGAUACUGAACCAGCCUGAAGCUCUAGAAAACGAGGUGGAAAAGAAAUGCUUAGAGAGAGCCUGCCCCCUUCCAAUAGGGAAUGCCUUUGCCCGAUUCCUAUCCUCGGGAUCCCGGCCAGUGUCUGUACACAAAAAUGCUCGUUUCAUACCUCUCGUUCGAUUUGACUAUAUGAAGUCGUGCCUUGUAGACAGGAUCGUAAGUCGUCCUCUUGAUCGCAGAAGCUUUAUCCUUCCGGUGAACCAUCAACGAAUAGAAUAG
Molecule: messenger RNA, 375 nt
Organism: Salvia miltiorrhiza (redroot sage)
Lineage: Eukaryota; Viridiplantae; Streptophyta; Magnoliopsida; Lamiales; Lamiaceae
Source: the annotation of a RefSeq genome assembly